Molecule: messenger RNA, 891 nt
Organism: Exophiala oligosperma
Lineage: Eukaryota; Fungi; Ascomycota; Eurotiomycetes; Chaetothyriales; Herpotrichiellaceae
Exons: 2
Coding region: 100-891 (263 amino acids)
Molecular function (GO): oxidoreductase activity, acting on the CH-OH group of donors, NAD or NADP as acceptor
Source: RefSeq, a predicted model, not a curated record
CCAAAAGUCACCUAUCAAGAAAUUCUUCCGAAACUCCUCUUGCACUCUCCUUUGGCGAAUCUCCUUGAUCUCAAAUCCAUAUUCGGUUGAAGUUUCAAUAUGAGACUUCAAGAUCAAAUUGUCCUCGUGACAGGUUCGUCACGAGGAGUUGGAUUGGCCAUCGCCAAAGCAUUUCGAGCCCAAGGGGCACAAGUGGUACUCAAUUACCACUCAUCCGACCCGGAGACCGUUGCGGGUGUCGCCAAAGACAUGGGUGGUGCUUUCCCCUUUCGAGCGGACGUUACGGACCCAGACCAGGUCAAGGCCUUGUUCGACGCGGCGGAAAAACAUUUCCAAAGACCCAUCACGACGGUCGUGAACAACGCCAUCACCGGUGGGUUCGAGUUCAACGGCGAGUCGGGCCGUCGCAAAAUCCCCGACAUUUCCUGGUCGGAUUUCGACGGUCAACUCCAGGGGUUUCUCAGAGGUACUUUGAACACGACCCGAGCCGCUUUACCCGGGUUCGAAAAGUUUGCUGGCGGCGGCGGCGGCGGUGGUGGUGGUGGUAGGAUCAUCAACAUUGGUAGUAACUUGUUUCACAACCCCGUGGUCCCUUACCACGAUUACACCGCCGCCAAAGGAGCCCUCUUGGGUUUCACCAGGACCUGCGCGGCUGAACUCGGACCCAAGGGGGUCACGGUCAACAUGGUUUCCGGUGGAUUAUUGGAAACGACGGACGCGAGCGCGUCGACCCCCGAGGAAGUGUUUGAGCAAAUCAAAGCCAUCACACCUUUGAGGAGAGUGACCACCCCCGAAGACCUCGCCGGGGCGGUAUUGUUCUUUGCCGGUCCUUGGGCGGACGCCAUAACCGGACAGGAAUUGAUUGUCGACGGUGGAUUGGUGAUGAGAUAG